UUUAAUUAAAAGUAAUAUUUUUUUAGAGUGGCAACACAUAAUAGCACAGCGACAGCGAUAUGGAUUUUUUUCGCGCCGGCGCGAAUCGAAUCGUAUCGUAUUCGCGCUGACCAUUUACGUUGCUAGAAAAUGAAUUGAUUUAUAUUUUAUUGCCCUAUUAAAAUUGGUUUGUAAAAUGUUAAAGCCAAAUAUAGAUUCGUGAAGUUAAAUUUACAUAUAGCUGUAUGGGUUUUCAUAAUUAAGUGGAAUAUAAUAUAAAAAUCAUAAAGAUAUUCAGAAAUAUGGGUUCCUCCAUCGUACUUAAAAGCUUAUCCAUUUUAUUAGGAGUGUUUUUCAUAUUUGUGGGGAUAACUAAAUUGACCCCUUUCAUCUCCAAGGAGUUACAUAAAGAUUUGAGAAAAGAAUAUGUGAGAUAUGCAAAAGUGUUUCCAUUGAGUGAGACUUUUGACUUCAAGCUGCCUUCAAAAUGGUACCGCAGGGGAGUAGGUGGCCUCGAAAUAUUGUUUGGAUUAGCAAUGGCGUUGAUACCAAGCCAUAAGAUAAAGAACGUGGCCAACAUCGGCUUGCUAUCUCUGAUGGUGCUGGCCGCCUACUCGCACAUCAUGGUGGGGGACCCCUUCGACCGCUGCGCGCCGGCCCUGGUCUUCUUCUUCAUGCUGAGCGGACGCCUCGUCGUCUGGUACCAGACCAGUCGCCGGGAGGAGCUGGAGAAGGCCGCGGCCACCGCCGGAGCCACGCAGAAUGGCAACGGACUCAAGAGAGACUAAAUACAUUACUUAGUAUGUUUAACGAUACAGUUAUCGUUUCAGACUUUUGUAAUAUUCAGUAUAAAAUUGCACUUGCAUGUAACUGUGUAAGGUAUAAGAAGCAUUUCAUAUAAUCUACCCAACAAAUAAAUUCGAUCGCAUCUCUGCCAGAAAACUGAUGGCAAUGUUGAUGUUAACAGUAUGUUUAGUUAGUGCAAUGUAAACCAAUUCGUUUUAACUCGGGACGUAAACCAACGACAGUUACAUAAACAUUUGGUAUUUAAAAUAGAAAGUUCAAGUUGAUCGGUAAUUUUAGAUAAAUUAAGCCACGGAAGUAAUGUAUGUUUAAAAGUGAUAUUAAUAUUUAAGCGUAUGUGAAAGUGGUGGAGCGAUACUAGGUUCAUUUUGUAUGAGUGGGUUAUGUGUAUGUGUUACGUGUAGUUUGAUCUAAAAUUAACUGCCAUUAAAUAUUCGUUAAUAGGUCUAGUGAUAAUCCAGGCACAAAUAGGAGAUAAUGGUAAUAAUAAUGCACCUUUAUAUUGUUGUAAAGAUGGUUUGCUCAAAAGUAGAAAUAAAUUUGUCGUGUCGUUGCUUAUGUAAGAUGGAAUCAAAAUUAUCCAACUACUCAUCGUAAAUUCAAUAACAUUUAUGAUAGUCUUUCAGUUUGAUAUCUGUAGAAUUUAACUACAAGACAGAAAUAACUUGUUAUGUUUCUAGUCAUAAGUUAGAAUAUUUAAAACCUAUAUCGAUCGGCAGGCACCUACCAACAUAUUAUACUGUUCAAGACACUGAAGGAUACCAAUAAUCUCGUAAUCAAACUAUAACUGUUAAUGUACUGUGGUGUGUUUGGAGCAAUCGUUCAUGAUUAAAAGAUAACUAAAUAUUCAA
Plutella xylostella (diamondback moth) is the source of this 1634-nucleotide messenger RNA. Its product is annotated as putative acetylcholine receptor chaperone. Lineage: Eukaryota; Metazoa; Arthropoda; Insecta; Lepidoptera; Plutellidae. Gene Ontology annotation, biological process: positive regulation of protein localization to cell surface; chaperone-mediated protein complex assembly. The record is from RefSeq and is a predicted model, not a curated record. Gene Ontology annotation, cellular component: endoplasmic reticulum.